Molecule: messenger RNA, 1014 nt
Organism: Rotaria sordida
Lineage: Eukaryota; Metazoa; Rotifera; Eurotatoria; Philodinida; Philodinidae
Source: the annotation of a GenBank genome assembly
AUGGCAACAGCAACACCUCCAACAGCCACUGGUAUAGCACGUGGUAGUAGUCUUCAUUCAAGUUUGGGAACUGUUGCUCCAUUAAAUACACCAACACGACGUUUUUAUGGUUCACAAGAUCAAGUUGGAGUUCAACCACUAGGUGUACCUAAUCCGAAUAUAUAUGUUGUACAACCAUUUAAAAAUGCAUCAAUACCUAAAGAUUAUGUUUAUGCUAAAAAAAAUGCACCUAAUCCUGGUGAAAAUUUACUCAAUUCAACAAUAGAUCUUAUUAAUCAUUUUACAUCUUGUUAUGAAGCAGUUAAACAUCAAUUACAAGAUGAACAUAUAAAAGAAAGAGAAAUUUUAUUAAAUAGUAGAUCAAUGACUGUAACUGGAACCAAUAAUACUGUUAGUAGAAAUGCUUUACAUCGACCAGCUAAACAAGCUAGACUUCGACCAUUAAUUCAACAUCAAACUCAACAAACUCGUGAAGGUGAUCAAGAACCAUCUAUUGAAAAUUGUAUUGGAAUUUCACCAAUACCAGUAACAAAAGCUGAUGAUCUCGUUAAAGUUUAUGAUGAAAAACUUCGUUUAUUACGUAAAUUAAAACCUGAAUUUUUCGAUAGUCAAGGUAAUCUUAUAUCUCGUAAUCCUCAAAGAGCCUAUUCAUAUAGUCAAGCUUCAAUACCAUCUUCUAAAAAAUCAACUGUAUCAUCUUUUCGAACUCCAUAUAAUACACUUCUAACAGCUGAAAAUAUUCCAUUUGAUGAUCGUCGAACAUUUUUAACUGAAUUUGCAAACGAAGAAGAAGAUAAUGAUAAGAAUAAUGAAGAUGAACAAAAACUUACACCUGUAAUGUCAACUCAACAAACAAAUUCAUUAAAUGAAAUUAUGAAAAAUAAUUAUGUUCUUAAAGUUCUUGAAAUAAAAACAAUGUCAAGUGCAACAUCAAAACGUGAUCGAACGAAAUCAGCAUCUGAUAAAGGAAGUUAUUAUCCAUAUAAAGGAAAUGCGACAGCUAAAACGACAUAA